Carassius auratus (goldfish) is the source of this 1147-nucleotide messenger RNA. Its product is annotated as cocaine- and amphetamine-regulated transcript protein-like. NCBI's taxonomy places the organism in Eukaryota, Metazoa, Chordata, Actinopteri, Cypriniformes, Cyprinidae. The transcript has 3 exons. Bases 542 to 856 code for a protein of 104 amino acids. Gene Ontology annotation, molecular function: neuropeptide hormone activity. Gene Ontology annotation, biological process: cellular response to starvation; adult feeding behavior; G protein-coupled receptor signaling pathway. The record is from RefSeq and is a predicted model, not a curated record.
UAAAUGUCCCUUUACAAUUUUGAAAAUUAUCUUUAAAAAUGUUCUAAUUGGCAUUUAGAUUCAUGAAGAAUCUUACAUGACACAUUUCAUCCAUUGAAUAAAGACUAACUUAAUUUUUGUAAUAUUAUGUACCUGUGUUAUUUUUACUAAGUAAAGAGCACAAUAUGCAUUAUGACACACAACCACAGUCGUUUCAAACAAUUGCAUAUCAAUAAAUAAAUUAAACAAAUUAUCUCAGAGGACAAACAGCGGAUUUAAACUGCACGGAUGUCAAAGCGAUACCAUCUCUGAUUCAAACCGACUCUCAGCUGGUUCUUAAAAAAAAAAAAAACGGAUGCAGUGACGUUACGUGAAUACAUCAGGAAGCAGGAACACCGUAUAAAUAGAGAAAGUUUCCAAGCAACUCAGUGAAGCAAUAGAAAGCGGCAACAAGAGCACAAGCGCUCAACGCUGUUAUCGCUAAAACAGAAAAUAGUUAUAAAAAGGAUUUUGUAUUUUAAAUUCUCCGUUUUACCUUACUAACGCCAAAGCAUCCAGCACCAUGGACAGCGUCCGCGCGGCGGUUUACCUGAGCGUGCUCCUCUCGCUGCUCUGCGUCUGCAGGGGUCAGAUGUCACUGGACAACCGACUGAGCGCGCAAGAGGAGCAGGACAUCAAAAGAGACCUGGCUGAGGCGCUCGGUGAACUUUUGGAUGGAGAUCAGGACGAUCGGAUAUCUGUGGAGAAAAAAGCUAGUGUCAUUCCAAGGUGUGAUGUGGGGGAGCGCUGCGCCAUGAAGCACGGACCGCGCAUCGGGAGACUGUGUGAUUGCAUGCGAGGAACAGCCUGCAAUACUUUCUUCUUGCGCUGCUACUGAUGGAGCUCGAGCAGCUCUCUUCUCUCAGGCACUGUGCUAAGAAACUCGUGACAGCAAUGCUUGGGACACCUCAUCUAUUUAUAACGCGUGAAAUGACAUGGGUGAUGUAUUGAUACUGUUGUUUUGUUCGUAAACUUGUCUAUGUGUAUAUGAUUAAACGUUUAUUUUAAGUGAAUAAAACGUUUUUAGGCUCAUUCGUUCUGAACACUGUCUACUCUAAAUGGAAGUAUGCAUACAUUCUCUGUGAGUUUUUAAUGUAACUGUUUAAUAAAACCGUAAAAACUGCUAGAA